Nylanderia fulva is the source of this 1057-nucleotide messenger RNA. RefSeq names its product reactive oxygen species modulator 1. Gene Ontology annotation, cellular component: TIM23 mitochondrial import inner membrane translocase complex. NCBI's taxonomy places the organism in Eukaryota, Metazoa, Arthropoda, Insecta, Hymenoptera, Formicidae. Gene Ontology annotation, biological process: protein insertion into mitochondrial inner membrane; protein import into mitochondrial matrix. The record is from RefSeq and is a predicted model, not a curated record.
UUUUAUCACAUCGCGAUUUCAUCAUGGCGCUCUCCCGAUAUUCGAUAUGAGUACAAUGUGUUGAAAAUCUUUGGCAAUUUUUAAAUAGCAUUACGACUAAAAGUUCCUAAAUUGAAUAGUAAGGUUAAACACGUCUGAUUAAUCGUAAGUGCAACAGGACGUUUUAAUACUUACGAAAUUAAAAGUUUUUAAAAAAUUAAAAGAAUUGUGAACAUUGUAACCGUAACACGUUUCGCAGACUACAAAAUGCCUGUAGUACCUGGAGGAGCUUAUCAACAAGGACCUUCUUGUUUUGACAGAAUGAAAUUAGGCUUUACAAUUGGAUUUUGCGUGGGAAUGGCCUCUGGUAUGCUCUUCGGAGGAUUUUCUGCUCUUAGAUAUGGAAUGAGGGGAAGGGAACUGAUAAACAAUGUUGGCAAAGUGAUGAUUCAAGGUGGUGGCACAUUUGGCACGUUUAUGGCUAUUGGAACAGGAAUACGAUGUUAGUGUGUGCUUAUGGAUAGAACUACAUAUGGAACAUUUUGGAGCUUAUCUCCAAGCUACGACUGUAUUGUAAGAGCAGACUGUUGAAUUCUUAAUAAAAUAGGUUUAAGGAGUAAAAACGUACCUUCCAAUGCAAUUACAGUUAUAUCAUCCAUAGGGUUUGUUUUUCCUGGGAUAUUGAGACCAAAACUUAAAUGUCUAAUCUUAUGCGUCAUAUUGAAGUGUGUUGAAGUAUAAGGCUGAACGUCAUGUACUGCAGCAUUGAAACACAAAUCCAUGAUAGUAGCAGCAAAUAUUUAAAAAAUUUUAAUUUUGUUAGCUUACCAUGAACAUGAUUCACUGAAAAACUAUCGCCCGGUGCAAUGUGAAAACUCCCACCAACUCUAUUCACUUCCAUAUAACCAUAGAUUUGGCAACCUUGCGCAAAGGCAUGUUUGAAUUUUUCCAUAGAUCUGUCAUUUUGACAUUGUUUAAUAUUAGCUGGAUCUGGUGGAGCCCACUUUUUGAUUCUAUAAGCUUCCCGUACAUCUUCACAAGUAUUACAACAUCUGUGAAUAAAAUUUUUUUACAUAAA